AUGACUGCUCUAAGAUUUUCUAAGUCAGCUUUCACGCCUCCCAAAGCAUCGAUUACUCAACCUGCAUGGAUGAAAGCCGAUGCAGGCAAAGGGCCCCUCCAGAUAGCUCAAGCAUGCAUUCAAAAAAUGCCACCGAUUACCUCCUUGUCAAUUAUCCACGAUAACGGCUGUGGUGAUGGCAAUGUCACGCGCAAUAUCCUAUCAGAUCUUAAGCCUUCUGAUUACCCCACGCGAAUUCAUGCCACUGAUAUCGCAUCGGGAUUGCUUUCUGUCCUCUAUGAUGACGUGGAGAAACAGAAAUGGCCGGUCACUACUGCAUUGAUGCCUGCGCAGGAACUAUCGUUCCCUGACAACACUUUCUCGCAUAGUAUCACAAACUGUGUGAUUCUGCGCCUCUCAGACACAGAUGCUAUCAAAGCAUGCAGUGAGGUUUAUCGAACGUUGAAAUCAGGUGGUGUGGGGGCUGUUAGUGGAUGGGCGGAUGUACCUCAUCGAGAAGCAAUGCUGAAAGCGCAUCUGGAGACUAGGCCGCAUGGUUCAGAAGCCCUUGUCGGGGGAGCCAUUCGCUGGUAUGGAGGAGGGGGAUUCGUGGAUGUGCAGAUGGUGAAGGUGAAAAGUGUGAGUGAAGUGGAAGAUCUGGGGGCUUUCAUAGAAUACAUGUGGAGCUUGUUAGGUAGGAUGGAAAGUGGGUGGAUUGAAAGUGAUGAGGCAAAUUGGGAUAGAGCGGUGCAGCUUUUUGGGGAUGAGAUAAGGAAACAACCCGGGGUAGAGCUGUUAGAAAAUGGGAAAGCGAGAUUGACUUCAUGGUGUUGGAUCGCGAUAGGAACGAAGUGA
Molecule: messenger RNA, 834 nt
Organism: Botrytis fragariae
Lineage: Eukaryota; Fungi; Ascomycota; Leotiomycetes; Helotiales; Sclerotiniaceae
Product: putative methyltransferase type 11 protein
Exons: 2
Coding region: 1-834 (277 amino acids)
Source: RefSeq, a predicted model, not a curated record